GAAGCGGUGGCGGCGGCGGCGGCUCCUCAGUGCAGAGGGGGAAACUCCACGGACUCCGAGCAAGAAUAAUGCGGUAGCAAGGCGGGCUGCUUGCUCCCGGUUCUGGCAUUAGCGGCUUCAGCCUGAGCUACGGCACCGGCAUCACCCCAGGCGCUGACAGCCACGCCGACCGGCUCCCUUGCUGAUUGCCGACUGUCAAUGGAGCUGGAAAACAUCGUGGCCAAUACGGUGUUGCUGAAAGCCCGGGAAGGGGGUGGAGGAAAGCGCAAAGGGAAAAGCAAGAAGUGGAAGGAAAUCCUGAAGUUUCCUCACAUCAGCCAGUGUGACGACCUCCGAAGAACCAUAGACAGAGAUUACUGCAGUCUAUGUGACAAGCAACCAAUUGGGAGACUGCUUUUUCGACAGUUCUGUGAAACCAGGCCUGGACUGGAGUGCUACAUUCAGUUUCUGGACUUGGUGGCAGAGUAUGAAGUUACUCCAGAUGAAAAACUUGGAGAGAAGGGGAAGGAAAUAAUGACCAAGUAUCUCACUCCAAAGUCCCCAGUCUUCAUCGCCCAAGUUGGCCAGGACCUGGUCUCCCAGACAGAGACGAAGCUCCUGCAGAGGCCUUGCAAGGAACUCUUCUCUGCUUGUGCUCAGUCUGUCCAUGACUACUUGAAGGGAGACCCCUUCCAUGAAUACCUGGACAGCAUGUACUUCGAUCGUUUUCUGCAGUGGAAAUGGUUAGAAAGGCAACCAGUGACCAAAAAUACUUUCCGGCAGUACCGAGUGCUGGGCAAAGGGGGCUUUGGAGAGGUCUGUGCCUGCCAGGUUCGGGCCACAGGUAAAAUGUAUGCUUGCAAACGCUUAGAGAAGAAGAGGAUCAAAAAGAGGAAAGGAGAGUCCAUGGCACUCAAUGAGAAGCAGAUUCUUGAGAAAGUCAACAGCCAGUUUGUGGUCAACCUGGCCUAUGCCUAUGAGACCAAAGAUGCUCUGUGCCUGGUCCUGACCAUCAUGAAUGGGGGUGAUCUGAAGUUUCACAUCUACAACAUGGGGAACCCUGGCUUUGAAGAAGAGCGAGCCUUGUUUUACGCAGCUGAGAUCCUCUGUGGCCUAGAAGACUUACACCGUGAGAACACUGUCUAUAGAGAUCUGAAACCAGAGAAUAUCCUGCUGGAUGAUUAUGGCCACAUUCGGAUCUCAGACCUGGGACUGGCCGUGAAGAUCCCUGAAGGAGACCUUAUCCGUGGUCGUGUGGGCACUGUUGGUUACAUGGCCCCAGAAGUCCUGAAUAACCAACGAUAUGGCCUGAGCCCUGACUACUGGGGUCUGGGCUGUCUCAUCUAUGAGAUGAUUGAGGGCCAGUCACCAUUUCGAGGCCGCAAGGAGAAGGUUAAGCGGGAAGAAGUGGAUCGCCGGGUGCUGGAGACUGAAGAGGUAUACUCCCCCAAGUUCUCUGAAGAGGCCAAGUCCAUCUGCAGCAUGCUGCUCACCAAAGACUCAAAGCAGAGGCUGGGCUGCCAGGAGGAAGGGGCUGCUGAGGUCAAGAGGCACCCUUUCUUCAGGAACAUGAACUUCAAGCGCCUGGAGGCUGGGAUGUUGGACCCUCCCUUCGUUCCAGAUCCCCGGGCUGUGUACUGCAAGGAUGUGCUGGACAUCGAGCAGUUCUCUACUGUGAAAGGUGUCAACUUGGACCAUACGGACGAUGACUUCUACUCUAAGUUCUCCACAGGAUCUGUGCCAAUCCCAUGGCAAAAUGAGAUGAUAGAAACAGAAUGCUUUAAGGAGCUGAAUGUGUUUGGACCCAAUGGUACCCUCUCACCAGACCUGAACAGAAAUCAGCCUCCAGAACCUCCAAAGAAAGGGCUGUUUCAUAGACUCUUCAGGCGUCAGCACCAGAAUAAUUCCAAGAGUUCACCCACUCCAAAGACCAGUUGUAAUCACCGCAUAAAUUCAAACCACAUCAGUUCAAACUCUACUGGAAGCAGCUAGUUUCAGCUCUGGUCUCGAAGUCCAAAGUGGAACCAGCUCAGACCCUUCUACUUGGAAGCAGAACUUGUAGCUGAUGGAGCUUCUACUAUGGCUGGGUAGCCAGGAGAGCUCCCCUGGGAACUGGGAUAGGAUACUGUUCACCUGAACAACAAGCCUCCAAGUUUCUCAAAGAAAUUUCCACUCAGGUCUGUUUUUCAAGGUGGCCCCAAGCUGGGGUGAACUAGAAUUGUCCUUGUUGAAUAUUGCAAUAGAAACCCAAUGGGAUAUGACAACUUGCAUGGAUUUUAAUAGCAUCCUAAUUAGAACUGAAUUUUGUCUUUAUCAUUUUUAAAGGAAAGUUUUGUAAAUUUCUCUAUUGUCUCAGUUUACAUUUUGUAUAUUUGUAUUUAACUGAAAGUCAGAUUUUGAGGGUGUAUAUUUUCUGUGUAGCCACUUUUAAGCCAUGUGUUUUAAGCCAUUUUAGAUGGGGGGUUUUACAAAAAAAAAUGUGACUCUAGACUUCCAGAGCUUCAGAAGAGAAAAUGUUUUUUUAUUAAAUGUAGAAAAUGUUUCACCUUUUACCUUUUAA
Messenger RNA from Arvicola amphibius (Eurasian water vole), 2539 nucleotides. It is a transcript of the gene Grk5, whose product is annotated as G protein-coupled receptor kinase 5. The coding region runs from base 199 to 1971 and encodes 590 amino acids. The transcript is spliced from 16 exons. Gene Ontology annotation, biological process: signal transduction; regulation of signal transduction; protein phosphorylation. Gene Ontology annotation, molecular function: ATP binding; G protein-coupled receptor kinase activity. Lineage: Eukaryota; Metazoa; Chordata; Mammalia; Rodentia; Cricetidae. The record is from RefSeq and is a predicted model, not a curated record. Gene Ontology annotation, cellular component: cytoplasm.